Messenger RNA from Cavia porcellus (domestic guinea pig), 3009 nucleotides. RefSeq names its product ubiquitin carboxyl-terminal hydrolase MINDY-2-like. NCBI's taxonomy places the organism in Eukaryota, Metazoa, Chordata, Mammalia, Rodentia, Caviidae. Gene Ontology annotation, molecular function: cysteine-type deubiquitinase activity; cysteine-type carboxypeptidase activity; K48-linked deubiquitinase activity. Gene Ontology annotation, cellular component: cytosol; cell periphery. The transcript is spliced from 4 exons. Gene Ontology annotation, biological process: protein K48-linked deubiquitination. The record is from RefSeq and is a predicted model, not a curated record. The coding region runs from base 145 to 1002 and encodes 285 amino acids.
UGGACGCGCGAUCCCGGCGCCCUCCGCGGUGACGUACGGUGCCGGGGCCGCGCUCGGGCGCCGUAGCCGCUAUUAUGGCGUCUGGGGCGCGGGCUGAGGAGAGGCGGCCGUAGUCUCCGUAGGGCGAGGCGCUGGCGGCCGGGCAUGGAGCGCGGCCCCACGAGCCCGCAGCCGCUGGGACACGGGGUGGCGACCACACCAGCGCCGGAGGACCGACAAGAGAACCGGCUUGCAGCGGCAGACGGUCCCGGGGCGCGGGCGACGGAGAGCGGCGGCGCGGGCGGGCAGGGGGCGGCGGCCGGCACGGGGAGCUUCUUCGACCCCGCGUCUCCCGCGGGCUCCUCCUCCUCCACCUCCUCCUCCUCGGCCGUCCCGGGCGCCGACUCGAGGGAGCCCGCAGAGGAGAGCGCGGCGGCGCCGGCGGGAGGGCGGCGGGAGGUGACCGCCCGGCCAGAGCCAGCUGCGGCCGGGGACGCGCGCACCUGCCCCGAGGAGCCCCGCCGUGCCCGCGGCGCCUGCAGCAGCGCCAGCGACCCGAGCCCGCCCGAGGACUCGCCGAGCCUAGAUUCCCUGGAGUCCUUCUCCAACCUGCACUCUUUCCCCAGCAGCUCCGAGUUCAACAGUGAGGAGGGCGCGGAGAGCCGGAUCCCCGAGGAGGGGCAGGAGGGCGCGGCGGGGGCGCCCGGGGCUGCGCCUCUGUGCCGGGGGGGGAGGACGAAGACGACGCCGCACUGGGGCCAGCGGCCACCAAGGAGCGCUUCCCCGGGCAGUCGUGUGUAUCACAUCAAGUGGAUCCAGUGGAAGGAAGAGAACACACCCAUCAUCACCCAGAAUGAGAACGGGCCCUGCCCUUUGCUGGCCAUCCUCAAUGUUUUGCUUCUGGCCUGGAAGGUGAAACUCCCCCCAAUGAUGGAAAUCAUCACUGCUGAGCAGCUGAUGGAAUAUUUAGCCUUGACCUGGUCUCAAUACACAAGGUUGGAAGACAGAGAAGAGUAUAGCUGACCCGCCUGGAAGGCAGAGAAGCAAGCGAGCACAGCUGUCACUGACAGGCAGCAAGCACACUCGGGCAGUGUCACUGUCUCGUGAUCAGGAACAACCAAAGACGCACCACCAGUCCUAAUGCUUGGCACAGCGUGGGGACGAAAGGCCCACUUGUGCUCCUUCAAUCUGCUCCAGAAACAAAACCACUGUGUGAAACUAUUAAUCUCAUCUUAUAAUAUCUACAUUUAAAGCCCAGAGGGCAGAGACUGAGAUGAAACCUUUGGCUCACCAUUUGUGCUUCUUUUGUUUUCUAGAUUGAUGUGUGGAGUCACCAGUCUACCAUAAAACAAUUUUGCUUCAGGAUCUUGGCAUUCUUCCCUUGACCUACAGCAAGACACAGCUUUAGCUCCUAACAAGCAAAGAAAGAAAACAAGCUGGGCGUGUUGGUGCGUGCCUGCAAUCGCAGCAUUCUGGAAGGCUGAAGCAUGAGGACUGUGAGUUUCAGCCCACCCUGGGCAAUUCAGCACCUCAUCAACAAUUUAUGAAAAGUUAAAUGGAAGAAUUAGUGUAUAGAUGAAAGAACAAUAAUGAGAAUAAAUGAAUUUUCCAUAGGGAGUGGUCAGCUGUAGUUCUCAACCUUUUCUAUCCCUCUGUCCCCUGAGUAGCCGGGAAUGCAGGUGUUUGCUGGGGCUAUAGCUAAGACCAGAAGCCCUAGGUCCAAUCCUUAGUACUACAAAAAGAAAAUGGGGAAAAGAACUCCCUACCGAAAAGGAGGAUAGGCUACGUAUCUCCAGCAUCUUCAGUUAAAACACUGCAUUCGUUCUACAAAAAUGCUAAUGCUAACACGACGGUUAGGUCUUAUAAUACUUUAUGUCCUCUAUCAAAAUGUACACUAUAGGUUCCACAUAAGUUUUUUUGUGUGUACAGUACAUUGGCCUCAAAUCUGUAACAUUCUUUCCCCCCCACCAAAAAGAAAAGUAUAAGAAAGUAGUGACCAUUUUUACAUUAAUACUUUUUUUUUUUGGUACCGGGGAUUGAACUCACGAUCUUGCACUUGCCACGCAAGCACUUAUGCUGCUGAGCUAAAUCCCCAGCCCUGUUUUUACAUUAAUACUCUUACAUAUAUAAAAAUAUUAAGGCAGGCUAGGUAUGGUGGCGCACACCUGAAACCUCAGCACUCAAGAGGCUGCUGCAGAGAGCUGCCGAGUUUGAGGCCAGCCUAGGCUAGUGAAUUUAAAGCCAGCCUGAAGAACAUGGGAGAGAGACCCUGUCUUAAAUAAAUAAAUAAAUAUAUAUAUAUAUAUAUAUUUUUUUUUUUUAAACCCUAAACUUCUCAAUACUUUUAUCUCUCGCCUCUUUAAUUACUGAUUUUGGUAAUUAUUUUGCAAAAAUGGAAAAUAAUGAAGGUUCAAUUUUCACCUACCUCACUGCGUUGUCUCUGAAAUUUCCUUGUUCUGUUCCUCCAGAAACCCAGAUUGUUCAUUUCUUGUGAAGAGAACCACCUAAGUCUUAGGAUUCUGUAUUACUCUGAUUUUUUGGCAAUGUUGUAGCCAUAUUUGUUCUUCUUGGCAAAAUCUUUCCUAUUCAAUAUGCUCCUUGAUGCUACUGUAUUACCCAAGGUAACUGACCAAUUUCUAAAAUUCUAGACUCUCGUCCUUGUUGGGAGCCGCGUCUGUGAUAGCUCGCCUUGCGCGGCGGACGUGCGGCCUGUGGUAAAGAGCAAAGCCUGAGGUAGAUUACCCCUCCCAUCGAGCACGUUAGUUUCCUGCUUACCGCGUAAGCAACCCGCUCAACAAUAUAGUCUGCCUGGCAACUGAUGAUGUUAGCCAAUCAGCUUGCCUUGCUCACUUUAACAUGAUUGGACACUGUAUCCGUAUAUAUACUGGUGCCACCCCUGGGGGGGAAGAAGAAGCCCGGAAGUAGAAGCCCAGAAGGAGCCGCGGGGAGCGGACCAGAGGAGGCUUCAGCUGGGAGAACCCAGGGCAGGCUGUACAGAAAAGAAAAAUAAAAAAAAAAGGUUGUCCACUA